Monosiga brevicollis MX1 is the source of this 720-nucleotide messenger RNA. RefSeq lists its product as uncharacterized. Gene Ontology annotation, biological process: fatty acid metabolic process. The record is from RefSeq and is a predicted model, not a curated record. Bases 1 to 720 code for a protein of 239 amino acids. Gene Ontology annotation, molecular function: NAD+ binding. The transcript is spliced from 6 exons. Lineage: Eukaryota; Choanoflagellata; Craspedida; Salpingoecidae.
AUGUCGAAUCGGCAGAUGACCGUGGCCGUGAUUGGGGCCGGCGGUGUUCUUGGACGCGGCAUUGUGGCGGAGCUGGCCCUGAACGGUGUACAAGUCAUCGCACACGGACUCUCUCGCGACGAGCUUCGCCGAGGCCUGCUCGAUGCCCAAACUGGCUUGGAUCGCGCCCACGAACAAGGCCUGUUGGAGGAUGAUUUUUUACCGCUCCCUCUGGCCGAUUUUGUGACGCUGACGACCAACAUUGCCGAAGCGAUUACUCCAGCCGACUUGAUCAUUGAAGCCAUUCCAGAGAGGCCAGCGGCCAAGCGGGCCAUCUACCAUGAGGUUCUGCCCCGAAUGCGCGCCGACGCCAUCCUUGCUACGACAACCAUGUCGCUAUCCGUGACGGAAUUGUCGACAAAUCUGCCGCGCGGCGAGCGCUUUCUAGGCCUACGCUUCUUCAUGCCGGUGGUGCUGAUCGACGAUGUGGAGCUCACGCCGGGCCUUCAAACAAGCGACGCUGCUUUGGAGCAAGCCAAGUCAUUUUUACUCAGCAUUAACAAGGUGCCCGUUUACAAACGCCCCGGUGAACUUCGGUUCCUUCGCCUCGAGGCAGACGAGGUUCAAAAUCGACAAAAGGAAGCAGCGCAACGCCGACGGCUACGCCUCAGUGCUCAUUCUAGCCAAGAUGACGAGCUGCGCCAACUUCGGCAGCACCUAGGCCUUGAAGGUCGGAAGUGA